Trichogramma pretiosum is the source of this 2219-nucleotide messenger RNA. RefSeq lists its product as uncharacterized. NCBI's taxonomy places the organism in Eukaryota, Metazoa, Arthropoda, Insecta, Hymenoptera, Trichogrammatidae. The transcript is spliced from 5 exons. The record is from RefSeq and is a predicted model, not a curated record. The coding region runs from base 506 to 1552 and encodes 348 amino acids.
UAGUUAUAUAGUGGUAAAGGUGUAUAUAUACGUUUUAUACGUGUGCUGCAGUACUCGGCAGCAGCGGAGCAUGUAUGUAUAUAUAUAAAGGCACCCACCAUCAUCAUCGGUAUAUACAACAGUACAACACACGGGCGGUUGUAAAAGUGCUUUAACCGCCGCGGGGACGACUCUCGCGCGUAUACAGCAGUCUCGCGUGCGACGCGCAGCCGUGCAGCAGUGUUGUGUACAUACUUGCCGCUCUAAAACUCGGUUUCGCACCUACAUAUACAUAUAUAACUAAUCGAACGCACCUGUCGCGCGAUUAUAUUGUAUUAUUACGAGCCCGCGCCGCCUGCCGUCUAUAUGUAAUAUAUAAUGUGCCGCCGACUCCUUGUGCUCGCUCAGUGAUAAAUAUACACGAGUAUCUCUUUUUUUUUUUUGGUCAAGUGAAGUUUCGCAGCGUCGCAGGAACCGGAGGACAUUUCAUUUCUCGUUAUUUCCAAGUGAAAAAAAAAGAAAUACCAUGAAGAGCGACAUAGCCCAGAUUCAGCACCGAGUGGAUCAGUUGCGUAAGGCGACCGAUCGGAUAAAGCGAGAGAUCGAGGAGGUGACGGAGCGCGAGCACGAGCUCAGGACCUGUGGCAGCAUAAAGACGCUGUCGUUGGAUCUGGUCGACUCCAAGGUGCGUCGAAUUUCCGAAGUGACGCAGCUGGGCAAUGGUCGUCUGAAACGCGCCACCUCGACGCCGCACAUACUCGAGCAUCAUAAUCGAUCGUCGACGCAGCAGCAGCAACAAGCCACGAAAAAGAUGACCAACGGAGUGAUGAUAUCGUCGACGCGCAACGGCAGCAAUGCAGGCAGCCUCGGCCAGCAUCAUCAUCAUCAGCCGCUGCGAUUCGCCCAGUCGCCCAGCCAGAAGGGCCUGAUGCAUCGCUUCCUGGCGACCCGAGGCAAGAUCUACACGUCGCCCGGUGGAGUCGCAACGGCGGACAGUCGCGAGGCCCUGCCCAGGCCCACCAUCACCCUCAAUCCCGAGAGCAUCAAGGCGCUGAAUCGCAGCUUGGAGAUGAGGAACAACAACAACAACAACAAUAAUAAUAAUGAUAACGGCAGCCCCAAGAAGUAUGCCAUGGACGACGAGCCGAAAUUGCCGCCGACCAGGAAGAACUUCGUGCCGGUGGAGAAGAAGAUACAGAAGGAGCUGAGCGAGAUGAGGGAGCGAGAGAACGAGCUCAGACUGAUGCGCUCGCAGAUGCUGGCCAAGUCCCAGCCGAAUCUGGCGGACAUCGGCACGGACACGGACUCGGACAUCUACGACGGCUCGGCGAGCUCGCUGAGGAGCGGCGCGUCGAGCAGCAAUCUCACCGAGGACGACGCGAUGACGAUCUCGAUGCCCGCCGAGAAGGAGAACAAAAUCGUUCGGCACAAAGUAAAUGGCAACAAAUAUAAAGUCUUGUGCACAAAUCCCCAUCCACGGAGACGGAGCAACCUGAUCGAGAAAUGGGAGAGCCUGAUCGCGGCGAAGAAGCAAGCCAGCGAGAACGGAAGCGACAACGCCAAUACGGUUUGAGGAGGCUCGAAUGCAGUUUGUUAUAUUGUGUGUGUUUACCUGUAUAUGUGUAUGUAUGAGUGUGCUUUAUUCUCGCUGGAGUGAGAAUAAUAAUUAAAAAAUGCGUGUGUUGUAAAAUGCAAAAAGUUUAUGCGGCCGAUUAGGCGAGAAGAUGUAAUUUGCCCUGUCGGCUGUGUGCAGUCUAUAUGUAUAAUUGUUAUCGAAAAUUCAAAAGAAUCGAGAGAUUUUUUUUCUGUAUAAAACUAAUCUUCAAUUACCAGUAUUUAAGUAAGGCAAUACUUAUGUGUUUUCAAGUACAUUGAAAUUCAUUCAGCGAUUGCAAAUAUUUUCCUAUGUACACAUUUAAUGUUUUUUUUAUUUACAUAAUAUUAUGAAAAAUAAUCGAGUGGAUAAAGAAUGUAUUCAAUUAUGUUGUAUAUGAUACAAUUUAAUUAAUUAAUAGCGUGAUUAAUUAACCUAGUACUUAAUUUUGUUGUUCGAGAAUAGUAUGAAAUUCUUGUAACGACAAACGAAUAAUAUAGUUAUUGAUAUUGAUAUAUUUUAUUUAUCAAAAUGAAAAUGAAAAUUUAAAUAUAAAUAUUCGAAUGAAUAUUAGAAUUAAAGAUUGAGUUGUUAUAAAUAAAUAAUUGUUAUGAGUGAAAUAUAUAUCUAAAUAAUGGAUUUCCAA